Drosophila montana is the source of this 1480-nucleotide messenger RNA. RefSeq names its product Peptidoglycan recognition protein LA (gene PGRP-LA). Gene Ontology annotation, molecular function: zinc ion binding; N-acetylmuramoyl-L-alanine amidase activity. Lineage: Eukaryota; Metazoa; Arthropoda; Insecta; Diptera; Drosophilidae. Gene Ontology annotation, biological process: peptidoglycan catabolic process. The coding region runs from base 452 to 1366 and encodes 304 amino acids. The transcript is spliced from 5 exons. The record is from RefSeq and is a predicted model, not a curated record.
GCUGUCCGAUUGCCAGCAACGCGUCGCGUCGCGUCGCGACGUCGUCGCCAGUUGUUUCAGUCGUUCCAGUGACGGGUUCAGGUGCGGCAGUUGCGCGCGCCAAUCGACCAGCGCUCGUUUAUCGGUCAAAGGCGCCUACGUGCCACUGUGGCAACAAGCUCUCCGCGAUCUAUUCUAUUCGCGGCAUUUCAACAACAAUUGCCGCAGGCAUUUAUUAUUUAAUUAAUUUCGCCGCAUUAGUCACAGAUUUGACGCACAACACACAAAAUUAGACUUAAUUCACUUAUGCGUAAGCAAAAAGUUUUUAAAAGCAACAAAUUCAAAGUGUAUGUGUGUAUCGAUAAGCGCGCAUGUGUUUGCGUGUGUGUGUGUGUGUGAGUGAGAGUGUUUGCUUCUGUUAUACAAACACUAACCGUUAUAAUAUAUAGCGCAAUUACCCGUCCCCCGCAUCAUGAAGCUUUUGCUAAAAGUACAUGGCGAGCGCACAGCGCGCAAUCGUCGCACGCCCGAGCGCACCUUCACAGCGUCGCCAGCGCCAAGAAUCAACAGUGGUAGCAGCAGCAGCAGCAGCACAAGCAGCGAUACGGGCAUCGGGGGCAAGCGCAGCCGCGGCAGCUCCAGGUCGAGGCGUCUAACCCGGAACACGCUGCUGCUGAGCGUGCUCGUCCUUUUGGUCCUUAUCACCGCCAUUGUCAUUGUCUAUGUGGAGCUGAGCCGCACGCGUGGCGAGCUGCCGCAUAAGUCCAUUUACUUUGGCAACACCUAUGAGGAUGGCACGUUUCCAAAUCUAGGAAAUGGUCAUCUGGUCAUCGAGCGUGUACAGUGGGGCGCCUCGGAUCGCAGCAGGCAGCUGACGAUACCGCUGCAGCGGCCCAUACCCUAUGUGCUAAUCACGCACAUUGGCGUGCAGUCGAUACCCUGCGUCAAUCUCUACAAAUGCUCCAUCAAAAUGCGCACCAUACAGGAUUCGGCGAUUGCGGAGAAGAACCUACCGGAUAUACAGUCCAAUUUUUACGUUUCCGAUGAGGGCAACAUUUAUGUGGGUCGCGGCUGGGACUGGGCCAACACGUAUGCGAAUCAGACACUGGCCAUCACUUUUAUGGGCGACUAUGGCCGCUAUCAGCCCACCGCCAAGCAGCUGGAGGGCGUGCAAUUCCUUUUGGCCCAUGCAGUGGCCAAUCACAAAUUGGAUUUGGACUACAAGCUGGUCGCACAGAAUCAGACCAAAAGCAGCAAGAGUCCCGGCAUCAAUGUAUACCGUGAGAUUAGCAAAUGGCCGCACUUUUAUGGCUGCAGCAUGGAGCAGGCGCCCAAGUGUGGCAGCGAGCUGGGCAUGACGGCUGCCUCCUGGAACGGUGGGCAAUAACUACAGACUUUAAGAGAACUCUUAGCUUUAAAACCAAUACACACAACACACACUCGCACACUCGCACACACACACAUUACUGCAUCUUUAUACAAGUAAACCAAAUAAAAAAAA